CUCUCUCUCCUGUCUCUAUCAUCCCAGGUCCGGUAGCUUGCCGGGCCAGCCGUUUUUCCUUCCUCUGUUUCUUCUGUGUGACUGCUUGUUUUCUGAUGCAGACGCAGGUCUCUGGAGCCUCUGACUGCUUCAUGCUUCAUGAUUUAGCGGCUGGAACGAAGGCGAAGUAGCGCGGAUAAGUGGGUGCUAUGGUGGGACCUCCUGGGAAAUAGCAGCAGAUUCCAUACAGCCAUGGAUCUAACAGACCAACCAUAGUUUGAAACAGCCAGGUGAGCUUGGUGGGCCUGGUUAAACUAAACCCUAACCCACUCUGCCCACCACUAUCAUUAUUUUAUCACAAACACCCACAUACACCAGUGUAAUCUGUGAUUGUGACUCUAGGUCAACAGCACACAGCAGACAUGUCAGACAGGGUGAACUUCAGCACACCAAAAGCUGCCCCCCGACCUGCAGCAGCUCCUGUACUCCCCCCUGAGCCCAUCGACAUCAUCCGUAUCAAGGCCCGGUCCCGGCGGGUGCGUCUUAAUGUUGGAGGUCUCACACAUGAGGUCCUGUGGAGAACACUGGACAGGCUUCCCAGAACCCGCCUGGGAAGGCUACGAGACUGCAACACCCACGAGUCACUUCUGGAGAUCUGUGACGACUACAGCCUCAAUGAGAAUGAAUACUUCUUCGAUCGGCACCCAGUGGCCUUUUCCUCAAUCCUGAACUUCUACCGAACAGGAAAGCUGCACAUGAUGGAGGAAAUGUGUGCCCUGUCUUUUGGACAGGAGCUGGACUACUGGGGCAUUGAUGAGAUCUACCUGGAGUCGUGCUGCCAGGCGAGGUAUCAUCAGAAGAAAGAACAGAUGAAUGAGGAGCUCAGGAGGGAGGCAGAGACACUAAGAGAGAAAGAAGGGGAGGAGGAAGACCUCGGCUGCUGUCCUGACAAGAGGCAGAAGCUCUGGGAUCUGCUGGAAAAACCCAGCUCAUCUGUGGCUGCGAAGAUUUUGGCCAUGAUCUCCAUCCUUUUCAUCAUAAUGUCCACUAUUUCACUAUCACUCAACACCCUGCCAGAGCUGCAAGUUGUGGAUGAAUUUGGCCAGUACAAUGACAACCCCAGCUUGGCCCAUGUGGAAGCUGUAUGUAUCGCCUGGUUCACAAUGGAGUAUGUGCUGCGGCUGCUUUCAGCACCAAACAAGUGGAAUUUUGUCAAAGCACCACUAAACAUCAUUGAUUUGUUGGCUAUAUUGCCUUACUAUGUGACCCUAUGCCUAACUGAGUCUAACAAGAGUGUGAUGCAGUUCCAGAACGUGAGACGGGUGGUGCAGAUCUUCCGAAUUAUGAGGAUCCUGAGGAUCCUGAAGCUGGCCAGGCACUCAACAGGACUUCAGUCUCUGGGCUUUACUUUACGAAGAAGCUAUAAUGAGUUGGGUUUAUUAAUCCUCUUCUUAGCAAUGGGCAUUAUGAUCUUUUCAAGCUUGGUAUUCUUUGCUGAGAAAGAUGAAGAUGCCACCAAAUUUACCAGUAUCCCUGCCUCCUUCUGGUGGGCUACUAUUACAAUGACCACUGUUGGUUAUGGAGACAUCUAUCCACAGACCCUACUGGGAAAAAUUGUAGGAGGGCUCUGCUGCAUAGCAGGUGUGUUGGUCAUUGCUCUACCCAUCCCAAUUAUUGUCAACAAUUUCUCUGAAUUCUACAGAGAACAGAAGAGACAAGAAAAAGCUAUCAAAAGGAGGGAAGCUCUUGAAAGAGCUAAACGGAGUGGUAGCAUUAUCUCAAUUAAUGUAAAAGAUGCUUUUGCACGUAGUAUGGAGCUCACAGAUGUGCUCGUUGAAAAGAGAGAAGACAGUAAGUGUCCAGUGGACAAUCACUUGUCACCCAGUCGCUGGAGCUACCACAAACAUUACUCAAAUGCAGAAGUGGGUAGUCCUGGCAGAUUCACACAUUCUCAUUACCAGGAAGUGGUUCAGCAGGGCUCUCCUGAUCGUCUCAAGUCAUGGUCUAAUAAAAGUACACCUCAACGCUUUAAUACAAAGCAACUGGAAGAUGCUUAUGAUAAGACAACAACCCUCCAGGGGCAGCAGGAGAAAAUUAUAGAGGAGCAGUUGGAAAUGAAAGCACUAACACCCUCACAAGCUAUGCAAAUAUCACCUGAAGUCAGUGCUGUUAAGAAGUUGUCAGAUGGUGAUUUUUCAGGGGAGAAAAGCUCUGUACUCCCAACUGCUGUAGGGAGUCAAAAUGGCUCCAGACACCAGCGUAUCCCUCCUCCCUUGGAUCUAAGUCAAAUCAGCACCAUGGAAGUGAAUCGGGGCCCUGACAACAUCCAGUCAAUGAGCAUCAUCAAAGAGGGUCUGUAUGAGUUUGUUCCCAAAGGCAGUGGAAGUGAAGAUGUGAGUUUGACAUCACAGAAUGUUGAAAGCUUGGGAGUGACCUAUGACAGCAUUUGCAGCACUUUGCGAGAUUAUAGCAGCCCUCAGAAGAGGAGAAGCCUCAAGGUUGACUUUCUUGGAUCUCAAGAUGACAUGCUUACAGCUGUGAUGAGUCCUGUAGCAACCCCAGCCUCCAUUAGCUCAGUCAAGCUUGUGCAACUAACGUCAGAUGACAGGGCUGCUCGGUUCUCUCCAGCUCCCAUCUCUGCAAAGCAGGAGGCUUUUUCUCCACUGGCAUUCCUGCAAUCUCCUUCCCCAGCCCAGCAAUCUGUCAGUCCAAGCAACUCUCAGGGGGGAGGUGAGGGCUCAGCAGCCAAGAGCUUAGAAGGUGAAGGGCAGCUCACAGGCUUAAGCCACCAGGGAAGGAAUCACAUGGAAAAGGCUGCUGCUGGCUCAAGCAGUGGUAGUAGUCCACUAUCAUCUAAAGCCAGUCCACUCAAUUGCACCCAAGAGCUUGAAGCUGUGGAGGCAGUGGAAGAAGGAGCAGGUGCAGGGGAGGGAACGGGGUGCAGUGGAGACAGAAGAGAAAACCACAUUGAUCUGGAGGGAAGCCUGACACCUCCCUGUGAGACGAGCAUGUGAGCCCCAAACAAAAGGACAUUUCGCAACAAGAAGAGCCUGUAGAAAGGAGGGUGGAUUGGAUGACAGUAGUUACCCAGAAUGUACUGUAACAAUCUGGUGUUGCCACUGCACUUGCUGACACAGACACUAUUGGAAACCCAUUCACCCUAAAGGUUUUAUAACAUUUGUGUUGCAAUUUUUCUUGAGGGAUGACUGUCAUAUCCCUCGACACCUUUGGACCUUUGUCUCUCUUUGUUGCAAGUCCCAGCAAUCUGCAUGGUUUUAAUAUGCAUCGUCUCAUGUCAGUGAGAUUCUAUGCUACCAGCAGAACAGUGACAAAUGAUUACAUUAUAUCACAAAGGGCUCAGAUCUGAGCAAUAAUGAAGCCUUGUUUGAAUAUGAAUAUUUAUGACUUUACUGAAAAGUUUUUGUUGUACAGCUCUUAGCUUUAAUUUACAAUUUCCUAUUGCUUACUAUAUAGGAAGGUGGAUUUUUUUAUAAUCACCCAAAUGACUUUUUAAAAUGCAACUUUUACAAGACUUAAAAAAAAAAUCAAAGAUUAGUCUUUAUCAGUAUCACGGGUUUUGCUUACUCUUUGGCAUUAUCUUGUUAUAACAGAACCAUGAUCUAAUACAAUCACAUAGUAGAAGGCUUAAAGUUCCAGUCUUCCCUCUCCAUCUUGGACUCAGAAUUGUUCAGUCCAAGAGCACAUAUGCAUUUGCUGUAUUGUGAAAAAUCAAUAUUUGUCUCAGUGCUUCGUCAAUAUGUGUUAUGUUUUAUGUUCACUUUGAUUUGUUUUGUUUCAUUUUUUUUACUCAAAGCAGUUUCUUGAAGAUGAAAACAUUCAGAAUAAGGACUUACAGACCAUCAUAUAGGUUGCUUAUCACUGUGUGCACUAACUUUUAAAAUACAUUUUAAAAAAAUCCUGCAAAAAAUUUACAUGUAAGCUUAGGAGACGAUAUAAUACUCUCAAGAAAACACACAAAGACACACAGACUUGAAUGUGCAUGUGCAUAUACAGAUGAUAUAAAGUUCACCGGGAAAGUGGACAUGGUCAAGGAUCAAAUACAUAUGGAUUGCUGCUUUACGCUGUUCAGGGGCUCUUCCUCCAGGAUUUAUAUUUCUGACCAAAUGUCAGAAUAAAAUGAAAAUAAAUCUUGCCUACAUUGACCAUCCUUUCUGGCUAUCAGCAUAAGAACAUUUAUUGUGUAUUUGCCAGUUGUUUAAUAUUGUUUAUAGACAGCCUUCGGGACAUCAAACUUUAUCAAGUACUGUUGGAGAUGAUGGAGCACCAAAGCUUACCUUCACUGUGGAUCUGAAUUUAGUGUCUUAUUGUAAUUUUGACCACUUCCAACUUGAGUCCUCUUUUUUGUUUCUACCAGUAAUAUACAAGCACUAACCAAAUUAUUGCUAUAAUCUGAAAACAAGGUGACAUUAGUAAAAAGAAGUUUGAGAAACACAAAACAGCAACAACAAUAAAAAGCCAUCCAGAUAACUAGACACAUUUUGCAAACCUGAAAUGUGAAAAACAAGAUGACAAAUAAAAGUGCAGCUGUAAGGGUCUGUCACUGUUUACAAAGGCUCUCCCUGUUUAAACUUGGACCUAAACUUGGACCUGUCCUUGCUAGGGUGUCAGGAUUUUUCACGAUUCUUGAACCCUUGUCUGAUGUCAUACUUCAGUUUGACAGAAUUGAGCUGAUAACUUUUGCAGCUUUUGAAAACAAGGAGUUGGAAGAUGUGUUUAAGCAUGCACAGGACUUCUGAGAUUAUAAGACUGAAGUGGCAUGUGCUGUUUUCUGUAAUUGAUCUACACAGAUUACUACAUCGACCAGGAGAGAACAGUGAAUUUUUGUAACACUGCAUCAUGCAGGCCUUGCCCACUGCCAAAUUUGGCCAUUCAGAAUAAAUGCUUCUAUACAAGGCCAGAAGAUAUGCCUUAUAAAGUAAUACCUUUAAGUCAUUCUUAAUGUAUUUACUGCAGGUGUAUACUUAUACAGUUUCUCUUCAUUAGAUGGGAUGAGUAGCACCAGUCACUCAUUCUAGGUUUGAUCUCAAGUCUGGAGAAUGAGUGGCUUGUUUACAACCUCUCUGACUCGUGUUUCUUGACUUUUUGUUGUAAUGAUGUCACUGUGUUCUCAGUUUGUACCCGCAUGUUACUGGUGAUACAAUGGUAUAUUGACAAUCGACUAUGAUGGUUAAAACCUCAAAAAUAGGACACAAGUGGUAAUAAAACGAAAAUUCUUUCAAGGCAUGGGGAAAAGGUUUGUCCUUCUAGCCUCUUUCAAAGAUUACAUUUCUGAAGGCCACUGAAAAGCCAACCUCUACAUGUGACUCCUGACCAUACAGCAAGUACUGUACUCAACAGAAAAUGUUUAUUUAUAACAAAGAUAAAAACUGUGAGUGUGUCUGUGUGAUUUGCUCUGCAUAAGUGACUGCAUUGUGAAAAGUGGUGGGCAAUUCACAGCACUUGAUUGGAGUAAUGCCUCCUUAGCAACUGUGUAAUUGUAUUUGAUGAAUAGUUUUCAAUUUCAUCAGCUGUGUAUUAAAUGUAAUGCACGGCCAACAUGUAAAAGCACAUGCAAUUAUGUGCACGACGGGCAACAUGUUCACAGACAAAAAAAUGACUGUUUCCAUGUAUCAUGCUUUGUCUAGAUUGCAAUUUUUGUUGUCAUUUAUACCUAUCGGUGCCUUUUCAUAAAAAAACAAUUUAUGAGAAGGCGAAAAAAACCUGUACAGAUGUACAGAUUUUUUUCUUUAUUUAUUUUCUUUCUUUUUUCUGUUAGUGGCGAUAAUAUUUUGAUAUGCAAACUGACAGAUUCUUGGUUUUAUCAACUUCAGUGUCAGUCAUGUAGUUGUUCAGCAACAUAGCCUAUAAUUCCAAUCUCACUGUGCCACAGUGUCAGAAUUUUCAUUUCAGUAAAGGAAAACAGCAGCUCCAAUUAAAUAGUAGCCAACUCAGCUUGGAUUACUUUGCUGCUGCAGGAUUUUGCAAUUCAGUAUAUUUAAACAGCAGUACUGUAUUGAUUCAACUGCUGACAUUUAGCUUUAGUUGGCUAAGCAAAUCCUAAAAAGAGGUCAAAGUGGUAACAAAUAGUCAUUUGAUAUGAGAGAAACACUAAUUGGCUUCAGUGUUAUUUUUAAUGGAAGCAGUGUGAAAUAAAGACACAAAUCUUAUCCUUACCUAAAUCUUAUUGCUAAAUAAUCAUUACUGAUGAGAGUGCACACUGAGUACCCUCUGAAAUUCCUACUUUUUGGCAUCAAUAUGGGUGAGUAAUUUUUUAAACUGAGAAAUUUGCAGAGUGAAAAGAAAACUUUGUCUUGGUGGUGUGGAUUUUGUUUUUCUUCAAUUUGAUGCACAGGAAGUACUCCAACAGUUGGCAUGAAACUGCCAUUGGCUGACUAUUUCAGUUAGUGUCCUCCUCCCCUUCUGAUAUAUGCAGGUAACCACUCCUUACAUAAAAACCCCUGAGCUACAGCUACCCACUGAAAGGUUUUGAUGUGCAUUAAGGCAGGUCAUGCUGGUUUUCUUGGUGUUUUUCUUUAGUAUGGAGUCAGUUGAAUGCCAGGGCUCGCCUCCCCAUGCACAAAAGUUAAUUAUUAAAUUAGUAUAUGUGAUAUAUAGUUUAAGCAGUUGAAGAUAUUGUUUGGAAAUAGGUUAACACAGGUUGCUUUGUCCAUGUGAUAUUUUGGCUAUGAAACAAAUUUCAUUUUGUUCACAUGCCACAAUUCUGUCAAAAGUGAUUCAUUACAUGUGGCUCUGUGGUAGAGAUCAUGCUUGUUGGUCACUGCUUGAGACUCCUGGCUGUACACUGUUUUGGCUCUUCACUGCACAACCAUAUAUUCAUGUGACCAACUUGAAAAGUUCACAGAAUCUUAAUUUGUAUGUGUUGGAAUAUUUUUGUACAGUUAAUCACUGAAAUCUGCUUUUUAUCUCUACUGCCUGCUUUAUUGUUUUGUGGUUUGUUAUAUGUUUCAUCAUCAUUUAAACAGCUAUACUUAGAAUAGUCACAUCCAUUAAUUGUAUGUCAACAUGAUGAUAGUGAAUGAAUUAGGCACCUAACAUAUGCAAAACAAAUAAAUGUGUUCAUGUGACCUAA
This is a messenger RNA of Sphaeramia orbicularis (orbiculate cardinalfish), 7069 nucleotides long. RefSeq names its product potassium voltage-gated channel subfamily B member 2-like. The coding region runs from base 402 to 2993 and encodes 863 amino acids. Gene Ontology annotation, molecular function: delayed rectifier potassium channel activity; protein binding. Gene Ontology annotation, cellular component: neuronal cell body; membrane; voltage-gated potassium channel complex. The record is from RefSeq and is a predicted model, not a curated record. Gene Ontology annotation, biological process: action potential; potassium ion transmembrane transport; protein homooligomerization. The transcript has 3 exons. Lineage: Eukaryota; Metazoa; Chordata; Actinopteri; Kurtiformes; Apogonidae.